GCGAAACCCUAGCCGCCACCCAAGCCCCCUCCUUCCCCUCCCUCCCCUCGCCGCCGCCGGAGGAUGCUGGUGGGCGAAGCCCUCGUCGGUGGACGGCGGCGGGGCACUUGUUCGCGUGCUCGCGCGCUGGAGCGGUGGGAGCGUGUGGUGGCACGCCGGAAAGCUGUCCGCGUGCAGGAGAGGUCGAGAUGGCGCGGUGCGUGUGCGUGGAGGCGCUGCUACGGCGGCUGCCGGCCACUGCAGCGAGCGGCAGAGCUGGGGGCGCCCAGAUCUGGGCCGCGCGGGCCCGCCUUGGCCCGAGUCAACCACUCUGCCCCCACCCACCCUUCUCCCUCCUCUCACCCCUCCCAGCCGCCGCCGGUGGUUGCCGCUGGGUUGUGCAUGCGCGCGGUGACCCUGACGGUUGCUGCGAUGCUGUGCCACGGCGAAUCCCGGCGGCGGAGGCUGCGGGCCGGCGCGGUGCAGGUGAUCGUUGUCGCCUGCUGGACGCGCUCCCGGUGGUGGUCGGCCUGCUGGCGCUGCGCUGGCCGGUGCCCAAACCUGCGACUACCGACGUUCCUAGGCUUCCCGCUCCAUGUGCUUCCGUCUUCUCCAACGUUCUUCGUCAUGUCCGGUCUGCAUCUGCAUUUGAGGUCCUUGCUCAUGGGUUGGGGCGAAAUCCCUGCGCAGCGUCGGCCUGCGCUGUCAACGGCGACGCCCGAGGGUGCCGUCACCUCCUUGGAGGCGUUGGCAUGACCCUUGACCGGACCUCCUCCUCGAGCACCGGGAGAAAUCCUAGGUCCGGCCUCCUGGACCGGGCAGCGGCGGCGUCUCAACGCCAUUACCCUCUUGAGGGC
Molecule: messenger RNA, 836 nt
Organism: Hordeum vulgare subsp. vulgare (domesticated barley)
Lineage: Eukaryota; Viridiplantae; Streptophyta; Magnoliopsida; Poales; Poaceae
Exons: 1
Coding region: 64-735 (223 amino acids)
Source: RefSeq, a predicted model, not a curated record